This is a messenger RNA of Erythranthe guttata (spotted monkey flower), 991 nucleotides long. RefSeq names its product nucleotide-sensitive chloride conductance regulator (ICln) family protein. The record is from RefSeq and is a predicted model, not a curated record. Gene Ontology annotation, biological process: spliceosomal snRNP assembly; cell volume homeostasis; mRNA cis splicing, via spliceosome. Lineage: Eukaryota; Viridiplantae; Streptophyta; Magnoliopsida; Lamiales; Phrymaceae. Gene Ontology annotation, cellular component: cytosol; methylosome; spliceosomal complex.
AGUGCCCAAAUUACUUUUGGCGGCCACUUUCAACUUCGCCACAUUAAAACCCUAAUUCCCAAUUUCUAAAACCCCCGAUACCCUCGCCACAGCUAAAACAUCACAGGAAAUGGCCACCGGACUCCGAUCAGUGACGGAAAGGACCGGCGGCGGUACCGGACAGCCAUUCCUAGACGCCGACCACGGAGAUGUGUUGAUGCUCGUGCAGCCAGGCGUCUCAAUCGUUCUCGGUAACCGCCAGCCCGAAUCUCCGGGCACUCUCUUCAUCUCCACCAAGCAAGUAGUGUGGUUGAGCGAUACGGACAGAGCAAAAGGCUACGCGGUGGACUUCAUUUCGGUGUCGCUUCACGCGGUGUCGAGAGACCCCGAGGCGUAUCCUUCUCCUUGUAUUUACGCUCAGAUUGAGACUGAAGCUGAGGAAGAUGAAUCAGAAGAAUCAGAUUCUGAGAGUGAUAGUACCUUAAACUUAUCGAAGAUUACCGAGAUGAGACUCAUACCCUCAGACCCUGAUCAAUUGGACAUGCUGUUUGCAACAUUUUGUGAAUGUGCUGAGCUGAAUCCAGAUCCCACCGAAGAGGGAGAAGAAGAACAUAAUUGGAUAUUCAGUGCUGAUCAACUAGAAAAUGAUGGUGAAGAGGAUGAAGAUUCAGACUGGGCUUUCGCUCAAAAUCCGGGCCAUUCUAUUGGUGCAAACGGGACUCACGAUUUGGUCCAUUCAGUGGUGCAGCUUCAGAUAAAUGAUCAGCGCUUUGAAGAUGCAGAUGAAAUGGUGCAAGAUGAUAAAAACGGUCAUAACUGAGCUACAGAUUUCUUCGUGUUCAGCAAUUAGGCCGUAUAAUCGUCGUAGAAUGAUAUAUAAUGUAGAUUUUGAGACCGUAUUUCUGUGAUUUCUCACUUUUUCGGAACUAUUGUAGCUAAAACCAGUUUUUAAUCCUACAUAUCUGGGAUUGAACACUUUUAUUAAUUUGUAGUACUUCACUUCAAACUUUUG